Messenger RNA from Chaetomium globosum CBS 148.51, 324 nucleotides. RefSeq lists its product as uncharacterized. Bases 1 to 324 code for a protein of 107 amino acids. The transcript is spliced from 2 exons. The record is from RefSeq and is a predicted model, not a curated record. NCBI's taxonomy places the organism in Eukaryota, Fungi, Ascomycota, Sordariomycetes, Sordariales, Chaetomiaceae.
AUGACGAGGGUGGCUCCGGCUGGAAUAAUCUGGCGCCGGCCGUGCGAGAUGCAGACAUCGGUGGCUUCGUGGAUCUGGCAGCAACAACCAUCCAUCUUCUUGGCUUUAGUGACUUCACAACGGUUCCAUCUCGAUGCCCGGACAGUCGCCGUCCACAAUGAAGGCGCCAAGAUGCAAGUCCAGAUCGGGCUCGCUCUCGUGCCCCAUCCAGGAUCCAGGAACCGCAAAUCCCUUGCUGUGGGGACUGCCGAGUCUGUCUUGGCCCCUGCUUGUCGGCGAUGGUUCGGACGAGUUGGCCAAUGCGGCAUCCGUUGGAAAAGGUGA